UCUAGCAUCUGAUGAAGGAGGCUGGCGGGCUUAUGGGAGAUUUUUAUUCCAUAAUUAGGCUUUUAAGUAAUUAAAAGAGCCUUGGUGUUUUUUUCCACCCUCAUUCUAUUGGGCUGGGACUUUUUGUAGUUGUUUUUUUUUUUUAAGUAUAAUAAAAGGAGGAGCACUAGAUCUUUCUGUUAUCUAGCAAAUCCUUUGAGAAGGGUGUGAAGGGAAGACAAUUUAGUAGGUCAGCUAGGGGAAUAGAGAUUUACCAUGAGAAGAGGGACCUCCGUCACCCUGGCCAGUCUCAUGCUAUAUAGUGCUAUUGCUGUUUUCAACACAUCAUCAGCCUGGUCAGUGAAUAACUUUCUGAUGACAGGGCCCAAGGCGUAUUUGAGGUACUCUACAAGCGUGUCUGCUGGUGCCCAAAGUGGAAUCGAGGAAUGUAAGCAUCAGUUUAUCUGGGAACGCUGGAAUUGUCCAGAGAGUGCACUUCAACUCUCCACUCACCAUAGACUUAGAAGUGCUACAAGGGAGACUUCAUUUGUUCAUGCCAUCAGCUCAGCUGGAGUAAUGUAUUCCCUAACCAGGAACUGUAGCAUGGGAGACUUUGAGAAUUGUGGCUGUGAUAAUUCAAGAAAUGGACGUGUAGGUGGAAGCGGAUGGGUUUGGGGAGGAUGUAGUGACAAUGUGGAAUUUGGUGAAAAAAUUUCCAAGCACUUUGUGGAUGCUUUGGAGACAGCACAUGAUGCCAGAGCUUUAUUGAAUUUGCAUAAUAAUGGGGCAGGGAGAUUGGCUGUAAAAGCAACCAUGAAGCGGGCCUGCAAGUGCCAUGGAGUAUCAGGGAGCUGCAGCAUCCAAACUUGCUGGCUCCAACUAGCAGACUUCCGAGAUGUUGGAAAUUAUUUAAAGAACAAAUAUAACCAAGCUCAGAAGCUGGAGUUGGACAAGAGAAGAAUAAGAGCUGGUAACAGUGCGGAGAGUCGUGGAAUGUCAUCUGAGCCCUUCAACACCAUGCAUGCUGCUGAUCUUGUGUUUUUGGAAGACUCCCCAGAUUAUUGCAUCAAAAACAUCAGCUUGGGACUCUAUGGUACUGAAGGACGAGAGUGUCUUCAAAGUGGCAAGAAUCUGACCCAGUGGGAGAAGCGGAGUUGCAAGAGGCUCUGCAUGGAAUGUGGCCUCAAAAUAGAGGAGAAACAGAUUGAAAUUGUCACAAGCUGCAAUUGCAAGUUUCAUUGGUGUUGCAAAGUGAAAUGUGAACAGUGCAAACAAGUGGUAACUAAAUAUUAUUGUUCCGCUCGAGUGGGCUCUCUUUCCAAUAACUCUCGGCAGCGGAACAGGGGUCAUGGGAGAUAAAUACAUCAUCCUCUAACUUUCCCUAAGGCUAAUGCCUUGUUCACAGGAAGUAUUCAGAAAAGAGAUCUUUGGAUCAUAAUUGUUGGACUUUCAGUUUUUCAUUGGACAAAGCUUUUGUGUUCACAUUACACUGAACUAAAUUUGUAUUAAGUCUGAAUAUUGCCACUGCACAAGCUCAUCACCUUUUAUAUGCCUACCUCUAUUCUAGAAACAUGGUUUCCCCCUAGUCUACAUGCUAGGCAAAUGUUUUCAUCAACAAGCUAACCUUACAUUAUAAGGAUCAAUUCAGGCUUGGGAUAUGUAGAUGUUUCAUUUACAAUGCAAUGUAAUAUGGAUUGUAAACUUAGACUGUAGCCAUUGAUGGCUUUAAAGUUUCUUUCAAAAAUUUCACAUCUGUAAGCAAGUUAAACCUUGUAGCAAGUCUCCUUUCACAUUGAAGCAUUGUCUUUUUUGGCAAGAUUGGAAUGGAAAAAAUCUGAAGCUCAGAUUCAAUAUUGUUCAACUACAUGUAUAAUGCUUAUUUCCCUUUCUUCCCCAGUCUUUUUCAGUCUUUGAUCUUAUUUAUAAUUAUUAAUGUGAUAUAUAUUUCCACAGCUUAGGGCAUACAAUGUUAUCAUUGAUGAUACAUAGGAUCCAAUCUGAUAGCUAUUAUACAUUAUAUGUUUUUAACUUGCAAAAUACAUAGUUAUCGAAAGUAUGAAAAUCAGAGGCUAUCCUGCAUUUUAUCUCUUCGAACAAGAUAGUGUCAUAAGAAUCCAACAUUGUGAUCAGAAAAUAUUGGUUGCUUAAAAUAUUGGUUGAAAUUCACAGAAAUUUUGGAAGUCCAUUGUUUGAAUGAUUUUCUGUAGUGCUAGAGAAUAGUUUUUUCUCAUGUUGAAC
Messenger RNA from Pantherophis guttatus, 2217 nucleotides. RefSeq names its product Wnt family member 8A (gene WNT8A). The record is from RefSeq and is a predicted model, not a curated record. Gene Ontology annotation, biological process: neuron differentiation; canonical Wnt signaling pathway; cell fate commitment. Gene Ontology annotation, molecular function: cytokine activity; frizzled binding. Lineage: Eukaryota; Metazoa; Chordata; Lepidosauria; Squamata; Colubridae. Gene Ontology annotation, cellular component: extracellular region.